AUGCAGUCCAUCAGAGACAUGAAGUCCAACUUUAUUGCUCCACCCUCCUCCUCUAUUCCCGGUGGUCCCGACGCCUAUCACCAAGGCAACAUCAGGAUGACUCUGGAGGACCCAGAACUCUGGAAGUCUUUCCAUGAAAUUGGAACAGAGAUGAUUAUCACUAAACCGGGCAGGAGAAUGUUUCCACACUGUAAAAUCAACCUUUCUGGGCUGAUGCCUUGUUCCAAGUACAUCUUGCUGGUUGACAUGGUUCCUGUGGAUGGUUUCAGGUAUAAGUGGAAUAAAGAGAAAUGGGAAGUGGCUGGAAAAGCAGAGCCACAGCCCCCUUGCCGGACGUACCUGCAUCCAGACUCUCCAGCCCCUGGGAGCCACUGGAUGAAACAGACCGUGUCCUUCCUCAAGCUCAAGCUUACCAACAACACCCUAGACCAACAUGGCCAUAUCAUUUUGCACUCCAUGCAUCGCUACCACCCGCGCUUCCACAUUGUCCAGGCAGAUGACAUGUACAGUGUACGCUGGAGUGUAUUCCAGACCUUUACCUUCCCCGAGACCUCCUUCACCUCCGUCACUGCUUACCAGAACACUAAGAUAACCAAGCUGAAAAUCGACCACAACCCAUUUGCGAAAGGCUUUAGAGACGAAGGAACUAAUACGAAAAGGCGCGCUAACAGAAACCCAGCCUGCCCAGAGAAUAAAGCAAAGAAAAUGGAUUGUCUAAGCAGAGAGUCAGAUGAGGACAGUCCUCCUGACUUCCCCAGGUCAUCAUUUGAAGGAUACGAAGGAGAGCAAGCAGAACUCCCCAAAACCAAAGAGGAGGAAGUGGUGAAAGAGGAACGCUACUCCCCCUGGGGGCCUGAGAGGGAGCAUGGCCACCACGUCCGGACAGAUUCACCCCCUGGACCUGACGCCAGAGAAAUGUACAAUGCAGAGCAGCUAGUACCAGCCCCAGCUUCAUACCAGCCUUACAGGUUCCAUGAAUACGGGAAGUCUCCAUCUCCCUCCUCCAGCGUAGGCAGCAGCAACGGGGGUUCUGGACGCGCCAGCUUUGAGUCCAGAGUCUCUGAUGUAGCCACAGUCCCAGAGCAUGAGGCCUCCAAGCCCUCUACCCAUGAGAUCGGACCAUCUUCCUGUGGCACCCAGCCCUCUGCAGGACAUCACCAGGACUACACAGGGGUGCUCAACAUGGCCCAGGCAGGCAAGCCAGGGGUCCUCAGCCACCACAUUUACACCCCUUACAGCACCGAGCAGACCCUGGGCCAGUGGAGCGGCCCCAGCCCCGUCCAGUACCCUCCCCCUCACCACCUGCCCUCUGACUACAGUACCCCGGCUGUGCACCACGGAUAUCACCAUGGCAAUGUGGCUGAGUGGAGCCAGUACCCACUCUUCUCUUACUCGUGCUGGUGAAAGCAUCUCCUCAGUUUCUCCCAAAAGAGAAGGACUGCAGUCUCAUAAGUGACUCAGCGAGACCUCAUAAAUGCUACUAUGCCGUCAUACCUGUGUUUCUUCUGUCCCAAGUCCAACACCACACCCUGACUGCUUAUCCAGAGCUCACGGCCAUACUACAGUAUGCUGGGGCUGAAAGAGAAGGACCUGGGUCAGGAGAAAUGCCAACCAGCAGAGAGAAUAACGGAGUGGAACAGAGACAAUAUACUUCAGAAUGACUUACCAGAGUAGUGGUGUGGACUGGUUUGAUAUCACAACUGUCUUUAGGCCUAAGGCCUGAAAAAUGUAUGCGUUCCUCCCAGUGAAAUGUAUGUUUA
This is a messenger RNA of Oncorhynchus gorbuscha (pink salmon), 1760 nucleotides long. RefSeq names its product T-box transcription factor 16 (gene tbx16). Gene Ontology annotation, biological process: heart morphogenesis; positive regulation of DNA-templated transcription; regulation of transcription by RNA polymerase II. NCBI's taxonomy places the organism in Eukaryota, Metazoa, Chordata, Actinopteri, Salmoniformes, Salmonidae. The transcript has 9 exons. Gene Ontology annotation, molecular function: DNA-binding transcription factor activity, RNA polymerase II-specific; RNA polymerase II cis-regulatory region sequence-specific DNA binding. The coding region runs from base 1 to 1404 and encodes 467 amino acids. Gene Ontology annotation, cellular component: nucleus. The record is from RefSeq and is a predicted model, not a curated record.